Gracilinanus agilis (Agile Gracile Mouse Opossum) is the source of this 4478-nucleotide messenger RNA. It is a transcript of the gene NPC1, whose product is annotated as NPC intracellular cholesterol transporter 1. The record is from RefSeq and is a predicted model, not a curated record. Gene Ontology annotation, molecular function: lipid carrier activity. Lineage: Eukaryota; Metazoa; Chordata; Mammalia; Didelphimorphia; Didelphidae. The coding region runs from base 1 to 4104 and encodes 1367 amino acids. Gene Ontology annotation, cellular component: membrane. The transcript is spliced from 26 exons.
AUGAAAGAACCACCCCACCCCAUCUCGAGGGCGGCGGUAGCCGCUACUGCAGCAGUAAAAGGGGUGGGCCGUACGCGUGGUCCCGUCCAGGAGGAGGAGGAGCCAAGACGUCGCUUCACGGAGGACCUGGAAGUGACGGCUCCGACCCCCUCCCGCACAGGCCCGGUCCGCGUGCCCCCUGUGCCCCAUCCCCCCGCAUACCGUCGGGCUUCCGUGACCGCAGCCGACUGCGGCGGCGGCUGCGACGACGGCGGGACCAUGAGGACGCUUGGCCCCUGCCCCGGACUGCUUUUGGCCGCCGGCUUGGCGCUGCUUUGUCCUGUGCAGGUAUUUUCACAAUCAUGUGUUUGGUAUGGCGAGUGUGGCAUGGCAUCUGAAGGUAAGAGGUACAACUGUGAAUAUUCAGGGCCACCAAAACCAUUGCCAAAGGAUGGAUAUGAUUUGGUACAGGAACUCUGUCCAGGCUUCUUCUUUGAUAAUGUCAGUCUUUGUUGUGAUGUACAACAACUUCAGACACUGAAAAGUAAUUUGCAGCUGCCUCUACAGUUUUUGUCCAGGUGUCCAUCCUGUUUUUACAACCUGAUGAACCUGUUUUGUGAGCUAACAUGCAGCCCUCGACAAAGCCAGUUCCUGAAUGUUACCGAUACCCAAAGCUUUAUUGAUCCCACCACGAAUGAGACCAAAACAAAUGUAGAAGGACUACAGUACUAUAUUGGACAGAGCUUUGCUGAUGCUAUGUAUAAUGCCUGUCGUGAUGUUGAGGCCCCCUCAAGUAAUGAUAAAGCCCUGGGACUUCUGUGUGGAAAAGAUGCUAAAGACUGCAAUGCUACCAAUUGGAUUGAGUAUAUGUUCAAUAAGGAUAAUGGACAAGCACCUUUCACCAUCACGCCUAUUUUUUCAGAUAUCCCUCUUUAUGGAAUGCAACCAAUGAAUAAUGCCACCAAAGGCUGUAAUGAAUCAGUGGAUGAUGUAACUGGGCCUUGUAGCUGUCAAGAUUGUUCCAUUACUUGUGGGCCCAAACCUCAGCCCCCACCUCCUCCUACUCCAUGGAUGAUACUUGGCUUGGAUGCCAUGUAUGUCAUCAUGUGGAUCUUCUACAUGGGAUUCUUGCUUUUGUUUUUUGGAAUGUUUUUUAUAAUAUGGUGCUACAGAAAACGGUAUUUUGUCUCCGAGUACACACCUAUUGAUGGCAAUAUAGCUUUUUCUGUAAAUGCUAGUGAUCGAGGAGAUGCUUCCUGUUGUGAUCAACUUGGUGCAGCAUUUGAGGGAUUCUUGACACAAGCGUUUACACGAUGGGGGUCUUUCUGCGUUCGAAAGCCAGUGCCAGUCAUCUUCCUCUCCUUGGUCUUCAUCGCAGUGUGCUGUUCGGGUCUAGUGUUUAUGAGACUCACUACCAAUCCAGUGGAUCUUUGGUCUGCCCCCAACAGCCAAGCUCACCUAGAGAAAGAAUACUUUGAUACCCACUUUGGACCUUUCUUCCGUACUGAACAGCUUAUAAUCAGGGCUCCACACACUAAGCCACACACUUAUGAACCAUAUCCUUCAGGAGCCGAUGUUCCAUUUGGGCCUCCUCUGGACAAAGGGAUCCUGCACCAGGUGCUAGACUUACAGACAGCCAUCGAGAACAUUACUGCUUCCUAUAACAAUGAAACGGUGAUAUUUCAGGACAUCUGUUUGGCCCCCUUAUCUCCUUACAACAACAACUGUACCAUUCUGAGUGUACUGAACUACUUCCAGAACAGCCAUUCUGUUUUGGACCACACAAAAGGAGAUGCGUUCUAUGUCUAUGCAGAUUAUCACACCCACUUCUUAUACUGCACACGAGCUCCUGCCUCUCUGAAUGAUACAAGUUCACUUCAUGAUCCUUGUUUGGGAACAUUUGGUGGGCCUAUUUUCCCUUGGCUUGUCUUAGGAGGCUAUGAUGAUCAAAACUAUAAUAAUGCUACUGCCCUUGUGAUUACCCUUCCUGUCAAUAAUUACUACAACAAUACUGAAAAGCUACAGAAAGCCCAAGCCUGGGAAAAAGAAUUUAUCAACUUUGUAAAAAAUUACAAAAAUCCAAACCUGACAAUUUCUUUCUCUGCUGAACGAAGUAUUGAAGAUGAGAUAAACCGUGAAAGUAAUGGUGAUGUUUUCACUGUUUUAAUUAGCUACGCUGUCAUGUUUUUAUAUAUUUCCGUUGCCUUGGGACACAUCAAAAGCUGUCACAGGUUCCUGGUAGAUUCUAAAAUCUCCCUGGGCAUUGCAGGGAUCCUGAUGGUGCUUAGUUCAGUAGUAUGUUCUCUAGGUCUCUUUAGCUAUGUUGGAAUUCCCCUCACCCUGAUUGUCAUUGAAGUUAUCCCAUUCCUGGUGCUUGCUGUUGGAGUAGACAACAUCUUUAUUCUUGUUCAGACCUUUCAGAGAGAUGAGCGCCUUCAAGGAGAAACACUGGAUAAACAACUGGGCAGGAUCCUGGGGGAAGUGGCUCCUAGCAUGCUCCUGUCAUCCUUUUCAGAGGCUAUAGCCUUUUUCUUAGGGGCUUUGUCAACCAUGCCAGCUGUUCGAACUUUUUCACUAUUUGCUGGAAUGGCUGUUUUCAUUGACUUCCUUCUUCAGAUUACUUGUUUUGUGAGUCUCUUGGGAUUGGACAUUAAGCGACAAGAGAAAAAUAAAUUGGACAUUCUGUGUUGUGUCAGAAUUGCUGAAGACAGAACUGGCCCCCAGCCGUCAGAGAGCUAUUUGUUUAAGUUCUUCAAAAAUACCUUCUCUUCAAUUCUGCUGAAGGACUGGAUGCGGCCUAUUGUGAUAUCUAUAUUUGUGGGUAUUCUGUCAUUCAGUAUAGCAGUUCUCAACAAAGUGGAAAUUGGCUUGGAUCAGUCUCUUUCGAUGCCAGAUGACUCUUAUGUACUAGAUUAUUUCAAAUCCCUGAACCAGUAUCUACAUGCAGGGCCCCCUGUGUACUUCGUGCUAGAAGAAGGACAUGACUAUACUUCUCUUGAAGGGCAGAACAUGGUGUGUGGAGGAAUGGGAUGUAACAACAAUUCACUUGUGCAACAAAUUUUUAAUGCCGCAGAACUAGAUAAUUACACAAGGAUAGGCUUUGCCCCCUCUUCCUGGAUUGAUGACUAUUUUGAUUGGAUUAAGCCUCAGUCUUCCUGUUGUCGGAUUUAUAAUAGGACAGACAAGUUUUGUAAUGCUUCAGUUGUUGACCCGUCCUGUGUUCGCUGUCGACCUUUGACUCCUGAGGGCAAAAGGAGGCCUCAGGGCGAAGACUUCAUGAAAUUUCUGCCCAUGUUUCUUUCAGAUAACCCUAAUCCUAAAUGUGGUAAAGGGGGACACGCAGCUUACGGCUCUGCCGUCCACCUCACAAACAAUGGGUCCGAGGUGGGAGCCACGUACUUCAUGACUUACCACACGGUGCUCCACAGCUCCUCCGAUUACAUCGAUGCCCUGAAAAUGGCCAGGACGGUGGCUGCCAACAUCACCGACACAAUGGGGCUCGCCGGCCGGCCCUACCGAGUGUUUGCGUACAGUGUGUUUUAUGUCUUCUAUGAGCAAUACCUGACCAUUGUGGAUGACACAAUCUUCAACCUCGGAGUAUCCCUGGGAGCCAUAUUCUUGGUGACUACAGUUCUCCUAGGCUGUGAUCUGUGGUCUGCAGUGAUCAUGUGUGUUACAAUUGCUAUGAUUUUGGUCAACAUGCUUGGAGUUAUGUGGCUCUGGGGCAUCAGUCUGAAUGCUGUUUCCUUGGUCAACUUGGUAAUGAGUUGUGGUAUCUCUGUGGAGUUCUGUAGUCACAUAACCAGAGCAUUUACUGUGAGCACCAAGGGGAGCCGGGUAGCACGAGCCAACGAGGCCCUGUCCAACAUGGGAAGUUGUGUUUUCAGUGGAAUUACACUAACAAAAUUUGGAGGGAUUGUGGUGUUGGCCUUUGCCAGAUCUCAAAUUUUCCAAAUAUUUUAUUUUCGGAUGUACCUCGCUAUGGUCUUGCUGGGAGCCACCCAUGGCUUAAUAUUCCUUCCUGUCUUACUUAGUUACAUAGGACCAUCAAUAAAUAAAACUAAGCGUCACGCUGCUCAAGAACGAAACAGAGGCACUGAACGAGAACGGCUCCUUAACUUCUAGUCCUCUGGGCUGCUGAGAGGUCAUUCGGAUUGGUGUGGGACAGUCACGGUAUUUUGGGAACUGUGGCAUAGGCAUGACUAGUUUCCAUACUGGACAUCAUUAAUACCACCACUGUUGAACAGCAACAGCUUCAGAUGUGGUUUUUAAACUCAGGAAUGCUAAACCCGGACUUGUGAAGCAGCAUCACGAAGUCUGAAUACGUCAGUAGGACACUGAAACAUUCUGGAGAAGCUAGAAGAAAGAUAUUACUUCUCUGUAAGCAAAACGUGAUGGCCAAUAUUGGUGGGUAUGAGAAUAGACUGCUCACUGCCACUUUUUAAAAACAAAAAACAAAUCAAUGCAAUUUUUUUCUCCCUCCACUUUUAGGGAAAAAG